CAGGUGUAUGCACGCGAGAACCUCCAUUUUAUAUUAUAACAGAAUUUAUGUCGAAAGGCAACCUAUUAGAUUAUCUUAGACAUGGUAACAAAGAACUGAUAAACGCUGUAGUACUUAUGUACAUGGCCACGCAGAUUGCAUCCGGAAAGUACCUAGAAAUAGAUGUUUUUAUUCAUAGUAAGGACCUGGCAGCACGUAACUGCCUGGUGGGUGAGAACCACCUGGUGAAAGUGGCCGACUUUGGUCUGGCGCGGCUGAUGCGCGAUGACACCUACACGGCGCAUGCGGGCGCGAAGUUCCCCAUUAAGUGGACGGCGCCCGAGGGACUCGCGUAUAACAAGUUCUCCACCAAGUCUGACGUGUGGGCGUUCGGUAUCCUGUUGUGGGAGAUAGCCACCUACGGAAUGUCUCCCUACCCAGGGGUCGACCUCACCGACGUCUAUCGUAUGCUAGAACAGGGAUACAGAAUGGACUGUCCACCUGGUUGCCCACCAAAGAUUUACGAACUGAUGCGAAAGUGCUGGCAGUGGGUGCCUGGCGAGAGACCCACCUUCCAAGAGAUACACCAUUCUCUGGAGAAUAUGUUCCAAGAGUCCAAUAUUAUCGAAGAAGUGGAAAAACAGCUGCAAGGCAGUCUGACGCCACAGUUGCCCUACAAGAAGCCCCACGCCGGGUCGACGGGCAACAUACAUAACCUAGUCCUAUUGGCUGAUGCAG
Molecule: messenger RNA, 717 nt
Organism: Nilaparvata lugens (brown planthopper)
Lineage: Eukaryota; Metazoa; Arthropoda; Insecta; Hemiptera; Delphacidae
Product: tyrosine-protein kinase ABL1-like
Biological process (GO): protein phosphorylation; cell surface receptor protein tyrosine kinase signaling pathway; positive regulation of kinase activity
Cellular component (GO): signaling receptor complex
Molecular function (GO): transmembrane receptor protein tyrosine kinase activity; ATP binding
Source: RefSeq, a predicted model, not a curated record